AUGCUGCGCUCAGGCAGCGCCAUUCUGGAGAUCGCCACAAGAGGGACCGUCCAGGCGUCUAUAUGGCAGCUGCUGGGCGCUAGCGCGAACGCGGCCGCGCGCGGCGCAGCGCCCUACAGCACUAGUGUGUUGGCUGCAGCGGCGCAGCCCGCGCUCGCGACCGAUCCUCUGCAGGACGUGCUGUCCGACCAGCUGGAGGGAUUCAGGCAGGCGGGCACCUUCAAAGUGGAGCGCAUCAUCACCACACCCCAGGGCGCGGCCGUCGGAGUGCAAAACUCGAGCAAAGAGGUGCUCAACUUUUGCGCCAACAACUACCUCGGUCUGUCCAACCACCCGGCGGUGGCGGAGGCGGCGGUGGACGCGAUAAGGACGCAUGGGUUUGGGCUGUCAUCGGUCCGCUUCAUUUGCGGCACGCAGGACCUCCACAAGCAGCUCGAGGCCAAGAUCAGCGAGUUUCACGGGACAGAGGACACCAUCCUCUACCCCUCAUGCUUUGACGCUAAUGCGGGCCUGUUCGAGGCGAUCCUAACCUCGGACGACGCCGUCAUCAGCGAUGAGCUCAACCACGCCUCCAUAAUCGACGGCAUCCGGCUCUGCAAGGCGCAGCGAUACAGGUUCAAGCACAUGGACGUGGCGGACCUGGAGAGGUGCCUGCAGCAGGCGACAGACGCAGGGGCGCGCAUCAAGAGCCGCUCGCUGGCGGCCUGCUUAGCCUAA
Molecule: messenger RNA, 717 nt
Organism: Monoraphidium neglectum
Lineage: Eukaryota; Viridiplantae; Chlorophyta; Chlorophyceae; Sphaeropleales; Selenastraceae
Product: glycine C-acetyltransferase
Exons: 8
Coding region: 1-717 (238 amino acids)
Biological process (GO): biosynthetic process
Molecular function (GO): pyridoxal phosphate binding
Source: RefSeq, a predicted model, not a curated record